CGAUGUGCAACGAAAUCUUAAAACCUUGCGGGUUUCGUCGAGUAUAAAACCACCCUUGAGUACCCUCCAUGGCUCCAUCGUUCGUCCCAACUAAGUUUGCCGAUACUGCGACCCGGUUCGUUAGGUGCGUGUGCGCUCACGUUCAACACUCAAUUGCUUUGCAUCGCUUCGUUGCACCAUACCAGACUCGUUUCGCCUCUAGGGUUCGAAGUCUGGGAGUGAUAGGAAUUUGUAAGGAACCCAAGGUCACCGUGUACACGUUCCUUCCGAAGAAAGGAGAAUUGCUGAUAACAGGAGAUGGGUGGUCAUGGAGGUCUUAACAUUCUCCCUCAGAAGCGCUGGAAUGUUUACAACUACGAAAACAGAGAGAAAGUGCGGCGAGAUGAAGAAGCUGCGGCAAGAGAGGAGCAGCUUAAGCGAGAACAGUCCAGAAAGCGAGACGCUGAAUUCCGCCUUGAGAUGCUCAGGCGUGCUCGUGGUUUACCUACUGCUGGCCAAAGCACUGCAUCUGCUGCAUCGGAACCCAAGUCGAAUCACAUUAAUCUCUUUGAAGGCCUGGAAUUUUUUUCUCCUCUUGGUGGUGAGGCAGAAGAAAAUGACGAUCCUCAAAGGGAGAGUUCCAGGAAAAAGAAGAAGCAGAAGCAGGCGGCGGCAACCCCCAAAGUAAUCCUUCCGGAAGAUGAGAAGUACAGGCUAGGAUAUGGGGUUGCAGGAAAAGGUGUCAAAGCACCAUGGUACAUGUCGAGGUUAUCUGACAAUACAGAUACUGAACCUUCUGGAGCUUCUGCUCCAUCUGGAUCGCGAAAGCAGGACGGGAAUGACAAGCCUGGGAAGAAGACAUUGGAAGAGCUGAGGGAAGAGCGUCUGAAGAGAGAGAAGAGAGAGAAGGAGAGAGAACGUGCUCUUGUGCUAGAAAACAGUAGAAGAGAUGGAGCUAUUACAAAGGUCAGAGGGUUUUCUAGGCAUGGGCUGUAACUUGAGGGUGUGGCAAGAAGGUACCGUUUCAUUCAACAGAUUAAUCUGCUCUUCAAGGGGAACCUGCAUGACUAAUAGAAGGUGUUGUGAUUGUGGCCUGUACGCUGUAAAUACGAGGCAGGCUGUUGUUUCUUGGGGGGGGGGGGUCACUGAGGUGUCUUAUCUACAAAUGUUAGGCGUGGAAGUGGUUGUUACGUCUUGGAUGGUGUUGGCUUGCCCCACGAGAAAGCAUUUCUGUUUGUGCAAGUUUCUUUUGUUUUUUUCUUUUCCAUAUUUUAAACUUUCCUACUGUUUUUAGUUGUGGAUGUUUCAGGUGGAACCACACCCUCUUCUUUAUCCUCUGAAAUUGUAAAAUCAAUGAUUGUUGAAUUCACAUUUCCCUGUCCAAAAUUUGUUAUGCGACAAUCUACCAAAGCAUGGAAGACGUACAAACUAGGUUUCUUGAAUAGUACCAGCUCUGUAUUUUACCAUUAACCCAACUUUAUUAUGGUUGAUGAAUUAAAGAGAUUUUAGAGUC
Molecule: messenger RNA, 1492 nt
Organism: Nelumbo nucifera (sacred lotus)
Lineage: Eukaryota; Viridiplantae; Streptophyta; Magnoliopsida; Proteales; Nelumbonaceae
Source: RefSeq, a predicted model, not a curated record